GGAGCUCCACAGCAGCUCAGCCAAACGGACAGACGGAACCAAGACACCUCUCGGUCCGCGAGCUCGAUUGGUGCCUCUCGGGAAGAUGCAGGGGCUGACGGUGCUGCUCGCCUCGGCAGGCGUGUGCCUGGGCCUGCUGGUGGCACCCGCGGAAGGCACUGACCUUGCCCAACCGGCCGCCCCCCGGCGCCAGAAGAGGGACUGGAUUUGGAACCAGAUGCACAUCGAUGAAGAGAAAAACACCUCGCUGCCCCAUUAUGUGGGCAAGAUCAAAUCAAGUGUGAACCGCAAGAACGCCAAGUACCUGCUCAGAGGAGAGUCUGCCGGCAAGGUCUUCCGGGUCAAUGAGGACUCAGGGGACGUGUAUGCCUUUGAGAGGCUGGACAGGGAGAAGAUCCCAGAGUACCACCUUACUGCCCUCGUGGUAGACAAGGACACCAAUAAUGACUUAGAGUCUCCUUCCAGCUUCACCAUCAAAGUUCAUGAUGUGAAUGACAACUGGCCUGUGUUCACGCACCGGUUGUUCAACGCCUCUGUGCCAGAGAUGUCGGCCGUGGGGACCUCAGUCAUCCGUGUGACAGCCGUUGAUGCAGAUGACCCCACCGUGGCAGACCACGCCAGUGUCAUGUACCAAAUCCUGAAGGGAGAAGAAUAUUUUGCUAUUGAUGGUUCUGGACUCAUUUUCACUACAACCAAAAACCUGGACCGAGAGACCCAGGCCAAGUAUGAGAUCGUGGUGGAAGCACGAGAUGCCCAGGGACUCCGAGGGGACUCAGGCACAGCUACGGUGCUGGUCACUCUGCAGGACGUCAAUGACAAUUUCCCCAUCUUCACCCAAACCAAGUACACAUUUGCGGUGCCUGAAGACAUCCGUGUGGGCAGCUCCUUGGGCUCUCUGUUUGUUGAGGACCCAGAUGAGCCCCAGAACCGGAUGACCAAGUACAGCAUCGUGCAAGGCGAAUACAGGGACACCUUCACCAUCGAGACGGACCCCAACCACAACGAGGGAAUCAUCAAGCCCAUGAAGCCCCUGGACUAUGAAUACAUUCAGCAAUACAUCUUCACCAUCGAGGCCACGGAUCCCACCAUCAACCUCCACCACCUAAGCAGCGCCUCCACCAGAAAAACUGCCCGAGUCAUCAUCAACGUCACAGAUGUGGAUGAGCCCCCCAGCUUCCAGCAGCCCUUCUACCACUUCCAGCUGUGGGAGAACCAGAAGAAACCUUUGAUCGGCUCAGUGAGGGCCAAAGACCCCGAUGCAGCUCGGCGGAGCAUUGGAUACUCCAUCCGCACGACCAGUGACAAGGGCCAGUUCUUCCGAAUAACCAAACAAGGGGACAUUUACAAUGAGAAAGAGCUGGACAGAGAAGUCUACCCCUGGUAUAACCUGACAGUGGAGGCCAAAGAACUGGAUUCCAGCGGGUACUCCACAGGCAAAGAAUCCAUUGUCCAAGUCCACAUUGAAGUUAUGGAUGAAAAUGACAACGCUCCAGAGUUCGCCCAGCCCUACGAGCCCAGAGUGUGUGAGAAUGCUGCCCAGGGCAAGCUGGUCGUGCAAAUCUCAGCAAUAGAUAAGGACAUAACGCCACAAGAUGUGAAAUUCAAAUUCUCUCUGAGCACUGAGGACAGCAACUUCACCCUGACAGAUAAUCACGAUAACACGGCCAACAUCACAGUCAAGUACGGACAGUUUGACCGGGAGCGUGCCAAGGUCCACUAUCUGCCUGUGCUCAUCUCAGACAACGGGAGGCCGAGCCUCACAGGCACCAGCACACUGGUUGUGACUGUCUGCAAGUGCAAUGAGCAUGGCGAGUUCACCUACUGUGAGGAGAUGGCUGCCCAAGCAGGUGUCAGCAUCCAGGCGCUGGUAGCCAUCUUCCUCUGCAUCCUCACCAUCACAGAACCCUCCCGGGUCCGACUGCCGCGCAUGCGCCGUGCCGCCCCUGCACACUGCGCCAGCCGGCUCCGCCAGCCCAGCUCUGCCCGCCAGGGGCGCGGCGCCGCCCCCCCUCAACCACAUACGCAUUUGCCCAGGUCUGAGUGUCGCAGUGGGCCCCAGACGAGGUAUUCUGGGAGCGGGGACGUGAGGCGGAAUGGGAGUGACGUGGACUUGCCGCACACCAUUAAGCCACUUCAGAGCCUGGAGUGCCGCCGCCGCCCGCCCUCCGAUUUCUAG
Messenger RNA from Puma concolor (puma), 2176 nucleotides. The record is from RefSeq and is a predicted model, not a curated record. Lineage: Eukaryota; Metazoa; Chordata; Mammalia; Carnivora; Felidae.